Drosophila obscura is the source of this 692-nucleotide messenger RNA. RefSeq names its product cuticle protein 16.5. The record is from RefSeq and is a predicted model, not a curated record. The coding region runs from base 82 to 570 and encodes 162 amino acids. The transcript is spliced from 2 exons. NCBI's taxonomy places the organism in Eukaryota, Metazoa, Arthropoda, Insecta, Diptera, Drosophilidae.
UAUAAAAGCAUUUGUGCCUCAGACAGCGGCAUUAUUCAGCUGCGUGUUCUUGCCACGACUUGACUCCACAACCCACUCAAAAUGUUCAAAUACUUCGUGUUCGCCGUCUGCUGCCUGGCCAGUGCUGCUGCCGCUCCGGGAUAUCUGGGCGGAUUGGGUGCUCCGUCGUUGCCGCUGGCCGCCGCUCCGGCCAUAUCCUACGGCCAUGCACUGUCCGCUCCAGCGUACAGCCAUGGCCUGACCGGCCCGUCGUAUGCCUCCUAUGGCCUGGCUCCCAGGAUUAGCUACGCCGCACCCGCGCUGGCACACGCUCCGCUGGCUGCUCCGGCCAUCUCUGCCUACGGACUGGGCCCGAGGCUCAGCUAUGCCUCGCCAGCCCUCGCCCACGCCCCUCUGGGCUUGGGUCCUGCUCCUCUGGGUCUGGGUCUGGCUCAUGGUCCCUUAGGCCUGUCUCACGGUCCCUUAGGACUGUCCCACGGUCCGCUGGGCGCUCCCCUGGGCUUGGGCUACAAGUCGAUUGUGGGACCCUCCCUGGCUGCUCCUUCCUACGGCCUGGCCCAUGGCUGGUAAACGGCUGCAGAUGCCACCUUCCAGCAUUUCCAUCGUUCCCAACUGGAGAGCAGAGAAGAGGGAGAUCUCCUCCUUAAAUUCGUGCUACAAAAACAAACCCAAAAACAUUGUUAAAGAGUGAA